CAGUGAGGCUAUUCGGCACUUCGUUUGAUAUGUGAACCUGCAUCGGAUUGUUUAAGUGCCAAAAUUAGCCUUAUGUCUUUCAAAAGGGGCUACAGGCUCUCAAGGAAGGUGCACUUUUACAUCUGCUCUAACAGUAAUUAGCCUCUUAAGGAAGGUGCACUUUUACAUCUGCUCUAACAGUAAUUUGCUCGAGUUGGUGCACUCUAUCACUGAGCCUAGUAGCCUGUCGUGGCGUAUUUGAAAAUUGAAGCUGGGUUUGAAAUGUAUUUCACUUAUGUCGACAUCAGUAGUUUGUAGCUGUAGGUGAAAUGUCAAACUACAUAGCUGUAUUCCCUAUUUGCUGACUUUUUCUUCAAUAUCUAUCUAUGCCAUAAUCAUAUCCAUUCCCAAAUCAUUGACUGAUUUAAAUAAACAAUGUAGUUGACUUGAGAACAAUCCUUCUAUAAAACAAAACAUGAAUAAUCUUCACAAUUCCAUACUACCACAUCACAUCUUAAUCUUGUAUCAUGGCUUUCACUAGCUAUCAUUCCAUCCUUUUUUGUUCACUUCUUCUCUCCAUUUCUUCUUAUUGCAUAGGCCAAACUUCUCCCCUGACCAAAGCAUUCAUCCUUCCUGUGAAAAAAGACUCAUCUACUCUCGAAUACAUCACACAAAUUGGUCAAAGAACUCCUCUUGUGCCAAUCAAGUUAACAAUUCAUCUUGGUGGACAAACUUUAUGGGUAGACUGUGAAAAUGGUUGUGUGAGUUCCACUUAUCAACCGGCUCUUUGUGGCUCAGCUCAAUGUACUAUAGCCAAAGUCAACACUUGUGGAAACUGCAGCACCAGUGCUCCCAAGAUUGGCUGCAACAAUAAUGCAUGUUACAAUACCCCUGAGAAUCCAUUCAUCAAGACUUUAUAUGAUGGUGGUGAAAUUAAUGAAGAUGUUUUAUCGAUACAAUCUAUGGAUGGAUCAAAUCCUGGUAAGUUUGUUAAGAUUCCAAGCUUCAUCUUCACUUGUGUUCCUACAUUCUUGACUGAAGGUUUAGCUAGUGGGGUGAAAGGUACUGUUGGAUUGGGAAGGCAUCAGAUCGCGCUUCCUUCCCAAUUAGCUCAAAUCUUCAGCUUUACAAGAAAAUUUAGUGUUUGUUUGAGUUCAUCCACACAAUCUUCUGGUGUCUUAUUUUUUGGUGAUGGCAUGGUGCUUCCAAAAGUUGAUGUCUCUAAAGAUCUCAUCUUUACGCCAUUGAUAACCAACCCUUUUGGCACUGGAUCAGUUCCUUUCCUGAAUGAACCUUCCUCAGAGUACUACAUUGGAGUGAAAUCUAUUAGAGUGAACGGCAAAACGGUGACAAUUAAUAAAAAAUUGCUUGGGAUUGACAAGAGAGGAGAUGGUGGAACCAAAAUAAGCACAGGAACUCCUUAUUCAAUCUUGGAAACUUCCAUAUAUGAUGCUGUGACUAAGGCUUUCAUCGACGAGUUAUCUAAUGCGACCAGAGUGGCUGCUGUGGCACCUUUCGCGACAUGUUUCAGCUCAAAGAGCGUUGGUAGCACGAGGGUUGGACCAGCUGUUCCUACCAUUGAUCUUGUGUUGCAGACCACACGAGUAUAUUGGAGAAUUUUUGGCGCGAAUUCAAUGGUGAAAGUUAACCAAGAUGUGAUCUGCUUAGGAUUUGUAAAUGGAGGGAUUAAACCUACUACUUCAAUAGUUAUAGGAGGAUAUCAACUUGAGGACAAUCUUCUACAUUUUGAUCUUGCUAGAUCAACACUUGGUUUUAGCUCAUCCCUUUUGUUCCAUCAAACUACAUGUGCCAAUUUCAACUUCACAUCUAAGGCUUAAAAAAGCUGUCUUUUAGCAGUACCCUUUCUUCCUUGCAGAAUAAUAUAUUAAAUGAGAAAAGAAACAUGUACAGUUGAAAAAAUAUGAUCAAUAAGAACUAUGCAAGCUUUUUUCAGA
Messenger RNA from Solanum pennellii, 1934 nucleotides. Its product is annotated as basic 7S globulin-like. Gene Ontology annotation, biological process: proteolysis. Gene Ontology annotation, molecular function: aspartic-type endopeptidase activity. The coding region runs from base 507 to 1817 and encodes 436 amino acids. The record is from RefSeq and is a predicted model, not a curated record. The transcript has a single exon. NCBI's taxonomy places the organism in Eukaryota, Viridiplantae, Streptophyta, Magnoliopsida, Solanales, Solanaceae.